CCCGUCGCUCAGGCUGUUCGUGUGCAACAUGAAUUCACGUCCCCCUCACGAGAGUUGUUAUGGCGGUGUCAGGGCUACUAAAAACUUUACUUUAUACCGUCAAUCACCUUUUGCAACAAGAAAAAUACAAAGCAGCUCUGGCGGUUCUCAAAGGCUUCCGGAAUGGUGCCGUGUAUGGAGCUAAAAUCAGAGCACCACAUGCAUUUGUCAUGACUUUUCUAUUCCGGAGUGGAAGCCUGGCAGACAAGCUGAGAGCCAUUUUGAAGGCCACCUACACGCACUCGCGCAACCUGGCAUGCUUCGUGUUCACGUACAAGGGACUCCAGGCCCUGCAGGAGAAGCUCCAGGGGCGGAGUUUGCAAUCUCACUCAUUCCUGGCCGCCUGCGUGGGAGGAUGGUUGGUGUUUGGUGACAACAACAACAUCAACAGUCAGAUCAACAUGUACUUGCUGUCUCGGAUCCUGUUCGCCCUCUCCCGGCUGGCCGUGGAGAAAGGAGUGGUCCCGCAGCCCAAAGGAGACCCCUUCUCGCUGUUGGCCACCCUGGUGUGGGGGACGGUCCUGUGGCUGUUCGAGUACCACCCGCGCACGCUGCAGCCGUCGCUGCAGUCGUCCAUGAACUACCUCUACCACGACAGCGACGUGUGGCACGACGUCUCCGACUUCCUGCUCUAUAACAAACGCACGACUGCUGCUCCCAAGUGAAGCCUCGACGCGACGGGCCGCUCGUCUUGAAGGAGAUUGAGCCCGCGAUCCCCACUUGCACACUGUUCCGUUUGUGUAAUUAAAGUAUAUACGGCAUACAAGUGUAUAUAAUUUUGUGUAAUUUGAAAGCUGUUGCCACACAGUAAAAUAUUGUAAAUAUGAACAAUUGAACGGGGCAUUCUCUUUCUUUUUGGUUCCUCUAAAGGAGUGUUUUUCUUUUAAAAACUUUAUACUAACUACCACAUUAAUAUAAAUGUAGCUCUC
This is a messenger RNA of Syngnathoides biaculeatus (alligator pipefish), 968 nucleotides long. It is a transcript of the gene pxmp4, whose product is annotated as peroxisomal membrane protein 4. The transcript has 4 exons. The record is from RefSeq and is a predicted model, not a curated record. The coding region runs from base 60 to 704 and encodes 214 amino acids. Lineage: Eukaryota; Metazoa; Chordata; Actinopteri; Syngnathiformes; Syngnathidae. Gene Ontology annotation, cellular component: peroxisomal membrane.